AUGCAGAGUUGGCACCCUCAGACAUCACUGGAGUUCACCAAGCCCCUUACAGGUUUACUGGCUGGCUGGCUUGCACAUGCCAACAUCACAUGUGUGUACAUGCAGCAGCCAGAGGGCUUUGAGCAGAAAGAUGGUGAGGACUAUGGCGCACAUGUAGUUGGUGAUGAGGACCAUGAUGACUGCAACAACAAUGACGAGGUGACGGGCUGCCUGAAAGACCACCCUUAUGCACAACAUGCACGCGAGGCCAACAAGGACAGCAAGGUCGAGGUUGAGGUCCCCAAGGACAGUGAGGACAAUGUUGAGGAGGGAGAUGAGCUCGUAGACAGUGAGUACAACGAAUCACUGACGGGACCCAAGGGCAAGGGUAAGGCCCAAGGGGCAAAAACAAUCAACAACAAUCCGGUGCAUAGGGCAUGCAAGGGCAGGGCAUUGGGCAUGCCCAAGCAUGACGACCCAGACAUGUACAAGUCUACGCCCAAGUGGGAAGGUGACUGGACUCUUCUCAUCCCCGCAACUGAGAAGAACAACGAGGUGCACACCAGGUUCAUCGGGAAGUGGCACUGCAAGCACUGCAAGAAGAACCUUGCUGAAUGCAUCAUCAGCAGCCUCAAACACCAGUGUGAUGCCUGCACCCUUGGGCACAGAUCUCCUUGUGAGAUUAUGGGUCGAUACACCACUGGCAACAAGAUGGAUGACAAGAUGCGUCAGAACACCACGGCUCCCACCACCUCCUCUCGAGGUCUUCCCCUCGCGUGCGACAACUGCCCCCGCCACACCAAAGAUCGACCCGCGCAAGCGUGUGGCGGUGUCUUCAAGCGAAGACAUGUCGGACAGCCCGGGCAAGGACAACAACAUUGGUCGUGCUCUGCAAAGCAGCAAGGCGAAGACACACACAAAGUCCAAGACGAACAUCGCCACACCCAUCUCCAGGAUGUUGGCAAAAUUGGCGACAGCCAUGCCAAACAAGUGCACCAAAGUCGACGCCACGCAGGAGGCCAAGCUGUCAUUGGCAAAGACAUCUGCACACCUGGGCCCCUCAAUGCGAAGAACGUGAAGGUGUCUCAGAAGACAUCUGAGAAGAAGAGCACACAUGCCCUCCAGCCUGAGGCGAGCGAGACCAUCAUCAUCAACUCAGACUCCGCAGACGACCAGCCCCUGUGCACCUUGGUUGCCAGUGCGGCGAGCAGGCCUGAUGCACCAGAAGACGCAAUGGACAUCGACCAGCUGCAGGUCGUCGAGGCCAAAGGGAAGAGUAGGGCGGGCAACCCCAGACAGCUGCCCGAGGUGGUCCCUAAUGACAGCCAGCCAGACGACCCCGUGGCACAGCGAUCCCAACACGGUGGUGACAAUGGGCUCGCUCGGUAA
Messenger RNA from Rhodofomes roseus, 1368 nucleotides. RefSeq lists its product as uncharacterized. Bases 1 to 1368 code for a protein of 455 amino acids. The record is from RefSeq and is a predicted model, not a curated record. The transcript has 5 exons. Lineage: Eukaryota; Fungi; Basidiomycota; Agaricomycetes; Polyporales; Fomitopsidaceae.